UCGUACAGUUGCUAACUCAUCGGGGAAAGGAAAGAGGAAAAAGGCAUAGAGAUGGAGAAAACAGAAUGGAGAAGAAAGCGGGUGGUUUUGGUCCCAUACCCUUUCCAGGGACACAUAACUCCUCUUCUUCAACUGGGCUCCGUCCUCCGUUCCCAUGGCUUCUCCAUCACAGUCCUCCAAACAAACUUCAACUCUCUGGAUCCUUCAGAUCACCCCUACUUCACCUUCUUGACGUUGCCCGACGGCUUAGAGGGCUACGAUUUCUAUUUUAACAACAUUCUGAUGAUGACAUCAGUAAUGAACGCAAACUGCAAGGCCCCAUUCGAAGAACACAUGUCUCGGAUGCUGGAAGAGGAAGAUGGUGGAGAGGUAGCGUGCAUAAUCUAUGAUUCCUUGAUGAAGUUUGUGGAUAUAGUGGCCCCUAAGCUCAAGGUUCCGACUAUUGUGUUCAGAGUAAAUCCUGCUGCUUUUACGCACUCCUUGGUAAUCUUGUCCGAGUUUCUGCAACAAAAGUUGAUUCCUUUGCCAGAGUCAUCUGAUCUGGAUGUUAUGGUGCCGGAGGCGUAUCCUCUCAGAUAUAAGGAUUUUCUGCUGCCGGUAACUCAAGAAAUCCCGGAGCCUGUGGUAGAGUUUAUCCAGACCUACACGAAUGUGCAGUCGAAUGCAGCAGUCAUCUGGAACUCAGUGGAGUCACUCGACCAUUGGCCAUUGCAGCAGCUGCUGCAGCGUUGGUCGAUUCCCUCCUUUCCUGUUGGCCCUUUACACAAAAGCGCAAAACUGUUGCAGACCAGCUUGAUCGAAGAGGACAACGCCUGCUUGUCAUGGCUGGACAGGCAAUCUCCCAAUUCUGUUCUGUUUGUGAGCUUAGGCAGCUUAUCAGUAAUGGAUGAAGAAGAGCUGAUCAAUAUGGCUUGGGGGAUCGCCAAAAGCGAGCAGCCAUUCUUGUGGGUGCUACAUCCAAAUUUGUUAAAUGGAUCCGAUCCGAUCAAGACCCUGCCUCAAGAAUUCAAGGAAAUGACGCGCAAAAGAGGCUACAUGGUUAAGUGGGCGCCACAGAAGAAGGUUCUAGAGCACAGUGCCAUUGGAGGCUUCCUCACGCACUGCGGCUGGAAUUCGAUAUUGGAAGUUCUCUGCGAAGGGGUCCCGUUGAUAUGCAGGCCUAGCUUCGGAGACCACAUGGUGAUCUCAAGGUACAUAACGCAAGAAUGGAAGGUUGGCAUCGAGGUGGAGGUCAAGACUGAGGAUGGUUAUGAGAGAGCUGUUAGGACAUUAAUGGCGAGUGAGGAAGGGAAAAUGAUGAAACAGAGAGCGGUCAAGCUGAAGCAGGAAAUAGAGCAGUCCAUCAAUGGAGGAACCUCCCAUGAAUCCAUUGCCUGUCUUGUGGAAUUCAUUAUUUCCCUAACUGUAGGAAGAAAAUAACAAUCAUGUCUCCAUCCUGCAGCUUGAAGAGUAAGAGAUCAUAUGUGAUACAUUUGACUACAAGAAAUUCAUGCAAUGUAUUUGUUUCGAUCGUCUUAAGUUUGAUCUUGUUUUGAUUUCUUAAUGUAUUGUGUUGUUUCAGAUU
Andrographis paniculata is the source of this 1564-nucleotide messenger RNA. RefSeq names its product UDP-glycosyltransferase 76E1-like. The record is from RefSeq and is a predicted model, not a curated record. The transcript has 2 exons. Bases 52 to 1419 code for a protein of 455 amino acids. Gene Ontology annotation, molecular function: UDP-glycosyltransferase activity. NCBI's taxonomy places the organism in Eukaryota, Viridiplantae, Streptophyta, Magnoliopsida, Lamiales, Acanthaceae.